This is a messenger RNA of Anthonomus grandis grandis, 5311 nucleotides long. It is a transcript of the gene osp, whose product is annotated as protein outspread. Bases 306 to 5066 code for a protein of 1586 amino acids. The transcript has 16 exons. Gene Ontology annotation, cellular component: actin cytoskeleton. Gene Ontology annotation, biological process: actin filament organization. Gene Ontology annotation, molecular function: actin filament binding. The record is from RefSeq and is a predicted model, not a curated record. Lineage: Eukaryota; Metazoa; Arthropoda; Insecta; Coleoptera; Curculionidae.
UCACAAACACUACGGACUACGUACGGCAUACCUUUUCGUUCACCGAGUUUUUCAGUCCAGUCCGAGUCGAACUGACGUGCGGCGUGUGACCCUGUUGCAGACGAUCGGCGCUUUUAUUUCGCGAUUAUUUCAGUUUUUUUUUUCUUAUAAAAGCUGCUAUUUCCGAACUUUUAGUUAGUGACUAGAUAUAUUCAUUUUGGUGCUUUUCGUUAUAAUGGCGUUGCCAUAUUUCUUGGACUAUUUCGCUGAUGAGCCUUAAUUGGAUUUUUCAUUUUCGGCUUUAACUGUUCCGGUUUUAGUGCAACAUGUCGCAGUGCAAGAAAUUCGCCCCGAAUAUUUUUCACAAGUCGAAAUGCUCGAAUUGUUUUCGCCAGAGGGAGGAACAUUCGGCCGAAGCCCUUGAAUGUAAUAGGGCCAGUAGAUCUAUAGCACGUAGCGGCUAUUUAUUUGUGGCUCCGGAUUGGGAUUUUUCGGUACCACUGAACAGAACAAAGAGAUGGCAGCGACGUUGGUUUGUACUGUACGACGAUGGAGAACUGAACUAUUCGGUGGACGAGCAUCCCGACACCAUUCCUCAGGGAUCAGUGGAUAUGUCGAAAGUAUUGGAAGUUACUGGAGCCGAACAAGUUACUGGCCACCCUCACUCAUUAGCCCUCACGAGUCCAGACCGAGUAACAUUCGUAAAAGCAGCGAGCCGAGAAGAUGCCAGAUGGUGGGCAGAACUUCUGGCUGUCUUCCCUCGAAGACAUAAACGUAACGCCACCUUCCCAGGGGGUAGAGCUUCACCUAGCUUACCGCAAUUGGGAAGGAGCGCUAGCCCACAACCACCUAGACCUCGACACUUAAGUGUAACAGGACCUUCACCGCGAACAAACUUCGAAACUCCUCCACUAAAAGAGGAAAGGGAAUCACCACCGAAGGAAAACGAGAGGGGCGUGAUAAAAAGUGACUCAGAAGUGGGAUCAGAGACGAGGGGCGUGACUGAGGUUGAUGGUGGAAGAUGGCCACCUCGACCUGGUUGGUUGCCCGACAGGACGCCGGGCGUGGCCAUUGAAAAUGCCACGCCCUUGAUCAGAAAAGAUUAUGUAGUCAGUUCGGGAUCACCACCAACCAGAGAUAAGCUACGGUGUGACGAUAAGGCAAGAGCCCGACGUGAUUGGCGUAAUGAACGUUUGCGCGAUAUAGCUACAGCUCUUACAGAUAGAUCUCCGGAGAGUAGCUUAGCGCUGCCAGCGGAGGGACUAUUACAUUUGAAAAAAGGCUGGCUUUGGAUGAAAACCCAAGAAAACGACUGGGUCCGACGCUGGAUAGUGCUCUGUGGACCAACGCUCAAUGUCUACCACGACCAAGACGAACAUGGUGUACCAGAUCUAUCAAUCGAACUCUCCACAGUCACCAACUAUACCGAAGUACCCACCGAUUCCAAAUAUGGUUUCGAAAUUAAAUGGGGUGGACCUGCACUUACAUUAAGCGCCGUAACUCAAGGAAUUAGAUCGAACUGGAUGCAAGCACUUAAGAAAGCAGCUCCCAUGCCUGCAGAGAGUCCGAUUACACCAAAUACACCAAAAUCCUCAUUAUUUUCUAGUGAUGAGGAGUACAAGACCGCUUCGGAGGGAGGAAGGCGAGAGUCCGGAGACUGGAGUGAACUACCACCUUCUCCGCCCCUCAACAGGCCCCCUCUUAGAGUAAAAGAUCGAUCCAGGUUACGUCCAAGACUUCCCCGAUGCCAGUCCAGACAAUCGACCCUUGAUAGCACAUCCACAGAUGAAUUAGACUGCGCCAAAGACCCCAAUGAUGGGGGUGUCGACUUAUUUCCAGUGGUCAAUAAUAACGAACUAAUUGCUGACUUGCAAAAACAAUUAGCAAGAUCCGCCCAGGAGGUGAACAACUUGGAGGAAGAAAUUGCAAGAUUGAAAAAACUUCAAAACGAUGCCGCUAUACGCGAAAAAAAGACGAAAGAGAUGCUGGCUAAUUUGGAAAAAGCGGAACUAGAAUUAAAUCAACGUAACUCCCAAAUGGAAAUAAAAUUCCUCAAAGAGCAAAAGUCUCUGCAACGCCGCCUGGCUGAAUCAGAAGAGAGCUCAAGAACGUUCGAGGAAAAGUACGAACUCCUUCUCAGGGAACUGCAAGCCAAGCAACAAAUCUUAUCUAACUUACAAGAAGAACUUGAAAACUCCAACGAACGUCUCGAACGAAGCAGACAAGAAAACAAUAGGGUCCUUAAAAAGCUACAAGAGCUAGAGUCACGGUGCAACUUUAAAAACAAUAAUAUUUAUAUGGACUCACUCACGGACCUUACCAAUGUUGACCUGGAGGUGGAUAUAGAUGAACUAGGCACGAACGAGCUAAAAGAAUAUUGCCUAGAUCUGAAAUGCCGCUUCGAAAAAGCCGUUAUUGAGAUCCGCGCUAUAAAAAGGGCCCUACGUAGCUCAGAAGAAAACUGUGAUAGGUUGGAGAUCGCCAACCACAGCCUGAAACAAAGCAUCCAGGCGCUGAAGCAAGAACAUCAAGCUGAAGUUAACUUACUAGUCACCAGGUUGGAUCAUUUGACUUCAAAACUGACAACAGUGGAGAAACAGUUAAGGAUCAAAGCGAAAACUGAAGCAAAAGAUAAAAGAAGAUCCCUAUCUUUGAAAGGUAAGGAGAGCUUUUCGAUCAAUAAGGAGGUUGAAGAUAAAGUUACCGAACUAGAGGCGAAAAUUUUAAAUUUGGAAAAAGGCAGGCCUAAGAGAAGGAUUAAACGCGAUAGGAGCAACGAGAGGACUUCGCCCAUAGACGACAAAUCAUUACGCAGACUUAGGAGGAAGAGCUUGGACAGCGCCACCAGCUCUGAACCAAUGAAACUACUUAUGAGACUGAGUUCUUUAGAAACCAAGGUUACCAGCGUGAACGCUUCGAACGAGAGUUUAAACCUAGUUGCUAGCAGCAGCGUAUCGGACUUAACAAAACUAAUCGAAGAAAGUGGAAGCUUAGACACCAUGCUUAUGUCGGCCAGAGCAAAGGUUCUAGAGUGCCUUCAUUCAGUAAAUCUACUUAAAGGUAAACGAUCAUCUUUAAGCGCCGAUCGGUUACUUUUCUUAGAAAACACUUUAAACGAACUCAACCAAAUCUUAAGUAAAGGCGAUAGCAAUAGCAGUAUCUUGAGUUCCGCGGAAACCACCGUAAUCAAUACUUCAGCUGAGAAUGUUGUAAAGCAGCUUCAAGACGUUUUAUUGGAAAAGUUAACUAAUCUGGCAGAGAAGAAAAGACUACUCCUGGAAAGUGGCAAAUUAGACAUUGGAGCUAGGAUACAUAUCCUAGCAGAAAAGGUGGCUUAUGAAAAUAUCUUAAUAAGUAGAAUCCAAGAGGCUCUAAACUCCCCUGUAACUGGAGAAGCUAUUUGCAAAAGACUGAUUGAUAAAGAAGCUAAAGAAACUGCUUAUUUAAUAAUCGCCUUGCAAAAUAAACUUAACGGCACCAGCGUUAAACAGCCUCCUAUAUGCAGGACCAGCGCAGAGUAUCUCAGUAAAAUAUUGGCAAAAUGUCUUAUAGCUGUCAACCAGGGCUUUAAGAUGUGUAAAAAUUUUGUUAAAAAUAACGGACCCUCACUACAUAUUUUAUGUGAGGAACAACAAAAGCUGGAGGUGUUACUCGACGUCUAUAAAGCAACUAAAAUGCCGCAACUAGCUGAAGCUUUAGCAAACGAGACUUAUAACAUGUCCACGGAUCAAAAUUGUCGAAUAAAGUCCUUAAGUGAAGAUGCUGUCGAAGAAUUCAAUAAAACCGCUCAGGAAAUUGUAAAUGCUGAGCUGAUUCAAUCUGAAAUCAAUCACGUCCUGCAUAGAGCCGCGCAGAUAUACCAAUCUAACUUAGAUACAGAUCAUGCGUUCUUUUUCAGUUUCUUUGCAGCCGAACGGGCUGCUUUGGAGCUGUGGUCUGACUCUGUAGGGGACUGUCUUUACGAUGAAAUCAACAAAAGCAUAUCGGAACUCACGGAACUUUAUAAAAACAACAUUAACAAACUGCGGAGGCAAAACUGGAGACGAAAAGUUGAAUCGGAGCGUUCCAAUCGGGCAGCCUCGGUUCUGCUACAUGAAUUUGCGGACAUUGUGGCUCAUAAGGCUCUGAUUGAGGCACGAAUCAAUGUGCUUAGCGGAAAAUGUAACAUUUCCCAAGAUUUAACGUGUAAUAAUGAGGGAAGUGGUUUAUCCAACUGGCUGGAAAACGAGAAAUACUGGAUGAGGCUGGAGAAUCAACCUUUGGUGCAAGCGGAUGAGCGGUUGGAGAUGGAAUUCGGCUGCAUGUUGGAUAGGUUUAGUAAGGAGUGUUUGGAGGUGCUUAGGCAACCUGAGUUGGAACAGGUUAUGUCCCAUUUGGAAGAGUUUGAGUCAAAGAUUGAAGAUAUGCAGCGGAUAUUGAAAUUACCAAAAGAGGAGGGACGGACCUCGACCACUGGGAGUUGGAGCGAUGUGUGCCAGAAAUGUAAAAAGUUAAGAUAUAGUUUAGAGAAUGUUAGGGAGAUGAUUGGAAGGAGUGGAGGAUCUCUGAAUAGAUCCGAAAGCAAUUUAGACCAAAGACCAGCAUAUUUAGGUACCGAGUACCUCACGCAAGUGGAGAACUUGAGGGCCGCCUAUAGAUGCGCAUUAGCCUCGUGUAAAGAGCGACACCAGGAAUCGGAUAUCGAACAGCUUCAACAGCUUUGUGAAAAGGUGCUUAGCAGUAUGGAACAAUGGCAUAGAAGAACGAUACAAGAAUUAAGAGAGGCUCAUGCAGAAGAAGUCGAAAUGUUAAAGCAAGAGAAGGAACAGGCGCUGGCCGAAGAGACGCAAGCCACUUUGGCCGCAUUGGACGCUAUGAGGAAAGCUCAUGUAGCUGAGGUUCAAAGAGAAGUUGCGAGGUUCAAGCAGGAGUUUGCCCGGCAGCAACGGGACGAGAUCCUCGACCUGUCAGAGCGGCUGUCGGUCAAGUCACUAGAGGCGGCCGCCCUCGAGGAGCAACUGGGCAGCGCCACUAGACAGUUGGCGCACGCGCAGCAGCACAUUUUGCAGCUCGAAAGGAACCCCCAGCUCUCACCUAUGCAGAACUGAUGAUGUGUAUCCGUGAGAAGCGCAAAGCAUGUAAAACCUACUAGUCUUUAACAAGCCUCAAUACGUAUACCAGUAAAUAAUAUUAACAUUUUUAUUAUUUUUAAGUGAAAUAUUAUCGGAAUUAUAAUAUUUUUUGUUCCACCGUUGUGUACAGUUACUCGCACCCAUUUUUUGUUUAUAUAACCAUACCUCUCCGCCCACAUGUUUAACAUUUUGUCAAUUAAUACAUUUAUACAUGUUUUUCA